Monomorium pharaonis (pharaoh ant) is the source of this 577-nucleotide messenger RNA. RefSeq lists its product as uncharacterized. The record is from RefSeq and is a predicted model, not a curated record. The coding region runs from base 10 to 558 and encodes 182 amino acids. NCBI's taxonomy places the organism in Eukaryota, Metazoa, Arthropoda, Insecta, Hymenoptera, Formicidae. The transcript has a single exon.
GAAGCUGCGAUGAAAUCAACCAAGCACCACAUGCGGCGUGUCAUCGGCGACUCGACACUCACCUACAAGGAAAUGAGCACAUUUCUUACGCAAGUGGAGGCGUGCUUAAACUCCAGGCCACUACAACCACUCUCCGAUGACCCCAACGAUGUAUCUGCACUAACUCCAGGUCACUUACUGAUUGGUGGUCCGCUCAUCUCCAUCCCGGAACCUUCACUUACCAGAGCAGUCGAAUCUUCCCUGUCUCGCUGGCAGCACCUGCAAAGGAUGCGUGAUCACUUUUGGCAGCGGUGGUCACGCGAAUACCUACACGCUCUUGCAAUUCGUCCUAAGUGGCACAAGUCCGAUCAUACCCUGCAAAUAGGAUCACUGUGCCUCAUCCGAUCGGAGACAACUCCACCAAGCCGAUGGCCUUUAGCCCGCGUCACUAGCCUCCACCCCGGUGAGGACGGCGUCAUGCGAGUAGCGACCGUCAAGACAGCAUCGUCAGAGCUCCUGCGGCCUCACGUCAAGCUGGUUUUGCUGCCGGUGGACAACGUCGACGCUUGGACAACCUAAAUCUGUUAACCAUGAAAUG